Messenger RNA from Letharia lupina, 738 nucleotides. RefSeq lists its product as uncharacterized. Bases 1 to 738 code for a protein of 245 amino acids. Lineage: Eukaryota; Fungi; Ascomycota; Lecanoromycetes; Lecanorales; Parmeliaceae. The transcript is spliced from 5 exons. The record is from RefSeq and is a predicted model, not a curated record.
AUGAGAGUGCCAGACAUUGCCGUAACCUAUACGGUCGUCAAGAACAGCACACUCUAUGUCAACGGUGGCAGAGAAACAUUUAUCGACGUGAAAGCAAAUGGUAGCUCAUCAGAGCAGUUUGGCAACAUUACAGGGUUACAGACUGGCACGGCGCCUCCGGUGCUCUCACGCGGGGCACUGUUCUACAGUUCAGCCAAUGACAGCAACAUCUAUCUCUGGGGCGGAACAACUUCAUAUUCGAAUACGAGCUUCCCAGGCUACGAGGCCCCAAUUCCACAAGAAUACUCAUUGUGGUUGUUUGACAUUUCGACUCAGGGAUCGGUCCAAUAUGACUUGACGCUUGGCAGUGCAAACAGACCAAGCUAUGGAUCGUUUACCAAUGCAGAAGAGCUAGGCUUAGGAUUCUAUUUCAAUGGGGAACUCGACUCGGGCUGCGAGAUCCAGACGCAGAUUUAUGGAGACGGUGUGAAGCAUUUAAUUGGAGGCAUGAUUGUUGUUGACUUGAUAGCAGGCAAGCAACAGAACGUCGCCAAUACUACAGGUAUCAUAAGUCCGCAUAUCGAGAAUUUGCUACCGAUGGACGAGAUUGACAUCUUUGACGUUGCUUCCUACUACAACGACAGUACCCCGCAUGGCACUUGGUACAAGCAGACAACGAGCGGAGCCACUCCAGAUCCGCGCAUUGAUUUAUACCUCAUCCUAGCAUCUGCUCCUGAUGGAAGCAGCCACAACGUGUGA